AUGCAUUCGCUAUCCCUCUUUCUCUUACCUCUAAUCAUCCUCUCAUCUUCACCAUCUUAUGCUACUUCACCAAAUCAUGUUCUAACCCAAGGCUCCUCACUUUCUGUUGAAAGCAACGAUSUUUUGGUUUCACCAAACAAGCUUUUUACUGCCGGAUUUCACCAAAUUGGCAUAAAUGCUUAUUACUUUGCAGUAUGGUUUUCUGAGCCCAUGUCCGAUGGCAAUCACACAUUGGUUUGGAUGGCCAACAGAGACGAACCUGUCAACGGAAAACGUUCCAAGUUUUCCUUGCAUACAACUGGAAAUCUUGUGCUAACAGAUGCUGGCCGAAGAAUUUGGACGACCGACACUAAAUCUACUUCGGCUUUGCAAUUGCAACUCAUUGACUCCGGUAAUCUUGUUCUUAACCAGUCAGAUGAGCAACCAUAUCUUUGGCAAAGCUUCAGUUUUCCGACUGAUACCAUUCUCCCCAAUCAGCCUUUCACCAAAGAUACCGUUCUUAUAUCUUCCAGAAGUUCAUCAAAUUUGUCUUCUGGAUUCUACAAGCUCUAUUUUGACAACGAUAACGUAAUCCGUCUUCUUUAUAAUAGCGACGAAAUAACCAGUGUUUAUUGGCCUAGCCCUUGGUUACGAACAUGGGAAGCAGGGAGGACUACUUACAACAACAGUCGAUUUGCUUUACUUGAUACCACAGGUCGUUUCAAGUCCACAGAUGAUUUUAUGUUUGUUACCACAGACGUUGGCCAGAAGCUUCAUAGAAGACUGACACUUGAUAUUGAUGGCAAUGUUAGAGUUUAUACACUGAAUAAAAGAAGUUGGACUGUUUCAUGGCAAGCAAUUUCAACACCAUGCCAAAUUCAUGGGAUUUGUGGCCAAAACAGCCUUUGUACUUACAGUUUUGAAUCGGGAAGGAGAUGCAUUUGCAUGCACGGGUACAAGGCCAAGAACCACACAGAUAUGUCUUUCGGGUGUGAACCUGUAUUCCGUCAUACUGGACAUCAGGAAACAUAUGGAUUCGUCAAACUCCCUCAUGUGGAAUUUUAUGGGUUUGAUUCUAUCUAUAUCCGAGAUUCAACUCUCGAAAAAUGCAAGCAGGCAUGCUUGAAUGACUCCAACUGUAAAGCCUUCCAAUUCACUUUUGAUAAAGGGAUGGGUACUUUCAUCUGCUAUGUCAAGACUUUGUUGUUCAAUGGCUAUUACUUGGGUACUCAUUUCGUCACUUACCUUAAGCUACCUAGAAGUUAUGUGUUAUCCUAUGAUCAAAAUGUCGCUAACAGGUCUAGCUUCAAUUGCUCGAAUUCAACAAUCAAACUAGAACGAACAUACGAGAUAAAACACGCAAAUGGGUCCCUCAAGUUUAUGUUAUGGUUCAGUGUUAUCCUUGGUGGAAUAGAAUUUACGUGCUUUAUAUUCUUCUUUUAUAUCACUCGGAAACCUUCAGGCAGAAGUAGAACAACGCAAGCCUACCUUGCAGUUGCUACUGGAUUCAGAAGGUUCACAUAUGAUGAAAUAAUGAAGGUAUCUCAGAAAUUCAGAGCAGAAAUUGGGAGAGGUGGUGGUGGUAUCGUGUACAAAGGCGUACUUGCUGACUCACGAAUGGUAGCAAUCAAGCAACUCCAUGAGGCUAGCCAGGGAGAAGCUGAAUUCCUAUCAGAGAUGAGCAUAAUUGGGAAGAUAAAUCAUAUGAACUUGAUAGAAACAUAUGGUUAUUGUGCUGAGGGAAAGCAUAGAAUAUUGGUUUAUGAGUACAUGGAGAAUGGCUCAUUAGCUAAGAACUUAAGUGCAAAUCAGCUUGAUUGGCGGAAGAGGUUUGARAUUGCAACAGGUGUGGCCAAAGGGUUAGCUUAUCUACAUGAAGAAUGCUUGGAGUGGGUUUUGCACUGUGAUGUUAAACCACWUAACAUAUUGUUGGAUACUGAUUACAAUCCAAAAGUGGCAGAUUUUGGCUUGUCCAAGUUAUUCAACCGAGGUGCAACAAAAAAUUCCAUAUUUUCCAAGAUACGAGGGACUAGAGGGUAUAUGGCUCCAGAAUGGGUGUUCAAUCUUCCAAUUACCUCAAAAGUGGAUGUUUAUAGCUACGGGAUGGUGGUGCUAGAGAUGGUAACAGGUCGGAGUCCGACAUGUGAUCAAACAAGUGAUGAUAAUGAAAGGAUGGACCAAAAAACUCUUSUAAGUUGGGUUAGAGAGAAGGUCCACGAGGCUGCUGGGAGUUUGACAGAAACACAAAUCGUUGAGAUAUUGGAUCCUGUUAUGAGAGAUGAAUAUGACCAAGGCCAGAUACAAAUUCUUCUAAACGUGGCUCUCAAAUGUGUUGAGGAAGAUAAAGACGCCAGACCAACCAUGAGCGAGGUCGUGAAGAUGCUUCUUCACCCUGAGAUGAAUAUAUGACUAAUUAAUGUCUACUAGCAUUUGGCCCAAUAAAGAAAUUCAUUCAUACCAUAUAUAUUGUAUUGUGUGAUGUUCUUGGUUGUGAGGGGAGGGGCAUGGGCACC
Messenger RNA from Cynara cardunculus var. scolymus (artichoke), 2492 nucleotides. Its product is annotated as putative receptor protein kinase ZmPK1. Gene Ontology annotation, biological process: protein phosphorylation; recognition of pollen. The transcript has a single exon. NCBI's taxonomy places the organism in Eukaryota, Viridiplantae, Streptophyta, Magnoliopsida, Asterales, Asteraceae. The record is from RefSeq and is a predicted model, not a curated record. Gene Ontology annotation, molecular function: protein serine/threonine kinase activity; ATP binding. Bases 1 to 2388 code for a protein of 795 amino acids.